Molecule: messenger RNA, 723 nt
Organism: Lachnellula hyalina
Lineage: Eukaryota; Fungi; Ascomycota; Leotiomycetes; Helotiales; Lachnaceae
Product: Sterol 3-beta-glucosyltransferase
Exons: 2
Coding region: 1-723 (240 amino acids)
Biological process (GO): carbohydrate metabolic process
Molecular function (GO): hexosyltransferase activity
Source: RefSeq, a predicted model, not a curated record
AUGUCGACCCAAGAGACUGAGGCCUCCCCCUUUCGACCACCGAUUCUUGGACGAGUCAAUACAUCCAACAGGGAUUUCAACGCAAAGGCCGAAGUUUGCAAUGAUGGCCGGGCGACUAUUCGUUUUAGGAAUUUGAGCACCAAGGCAGCAAAACUUUCAAAACGUUUCGAAAAACGAACUCCUCAUCAACUUCCUUUUGGGGAGAAUCUAACCCGGAACAAUAGGAAAUAUGAAAGUCACCUCCAAUCCAUACUUGGAGCAUGCUCUGAGCUCCCUCAUCUUAACAUUGCAAUCCAUAUCGUCGGGUCAAGAGGGGAUGUGCAACCUUUCAUUCCCGUUGCUCAGAUUCUUUCCAAGCCUCCUUACUCGCACCGCGUGAGAAUAUGUACACAUCCCAUAUUCAAAGAUCUCGUCGAAGAGAAUGAACUAGAGUUCUUUUCCAUUGGUGGUGAUCCUGCCACUUUAAUGGCGUAUAUGGUAAAGAACCCUGGGCUUAUGCCCGGAAUCGAGAGCUUGAAAGCCGGGGAUGUGGGGAAACGAAGAUCAGACAUGUCUACGAUAAUGGAGGGAUGCUGGAGGAGUUGUAUUGAAGAGGGAAAUGGAAUGGGUGGUGAAUCGAAAGUUGAUGGAUCGCGCAGGAGUGCUACAGACGUAGAUCGGCUUUUCAUCGCCGACGCGAUUAUUGCAAAUCCUCCCAGCUACGCUCAUAUCCAUAAGUCAUGA